AUGCUUGGGUAUGCGUCAGCUCGGCCGAUUUUGGGCGAUAUGGACCGGCCAGAGCGUGAACGACGCGCCCUUCACCUAGCUGCUGCAGAUGGAAUGGCCGACAUAGUGGGUAUGCUCCUCGACUGCGGUUAUGAUGUAAAUGCACGGGAUAUAUUUGAACAGACGGCUUUACAUCUGGCAGCAUCGCAUAAUCAUCCGUCUGUCGUUCGACGACUGCUAGAAACCCCAAACAUCAACGCUCUUGCGAAGGAUCGCUACCGCUUCACGCCUUUACAUGCGGCGGCACAAGCUGGAUCAGCCGAAGCCGUGAGCCUUCUUUUAGACAAUACGAACAUUCACUUAAACUGGGAAACUGCCCACGGCGCUACAGCAUUAUGGCUAGCAACUGAAGGUGAACACGAUGAGGUAGCCGAGCGACUACUGCAGGAGCCCAGCAUAGAGGUGAAUGCUGUAGAGAAAGACAUUACCCUGGGUAGAUCCACCUCUCUCCACCAUGCUGUGAAGAACAAGAGUCUACGAAUUGUAAGCCAACUCCUCCAAAAGUCGAGCCUGAAUCCCAAUCUUUUGGAUUAUGCUACGAGGACCCCGUUAUGCUGGGCAGCCGGCGCUGGGGACGACCAGAUGGUGGUCUGGCUCCUCGAACGAGGCGAUCUAUUACUGAACGCCGUUGCGGAAACAGGGCAAUCUCCCUUAUGGCUUGCAGUACAAGGAAAUCAUCUUGAAACGGUAAAGCGCCUGCUUCAAGCUCCUGCAAUUGAUGUUAAUAAUGGCUGGGCGGACCAAACCCCGCUAUUAAAAGCUCUAAAGUGUGCACACCUUGACGUUUCGCAUAUGCUUUUAGAGCAUGAGAGACUCGACAUCAAUGCUCGGGACGGUCAGGGUCACUCUGCAUUGACCUGGUCUGUGUGUGCGGGGUGGAACGAAAUUGUGCAGAAGAUCCUCCAAAGGACUGACGUGGAAGUUAAUGAAGCAGCAGAAUAG
This is a messenger RNA of Aspergillus melleus, 981 nucleotides long. RefSeq names its product ankyrin repeat domain-containing protein. Gene Ontology annotation, molecular function: protein binding. The coding region runs from base 1 to 981 and encodes 326 amino acids. The record is from RefSeq and is a predicted model, not a curated record. NCBI's taxonomy places the organism in Eukaryota, Fungi, Ascomycota, Eurotiomycetes, Eurotiales, Aspergillaceae. The transcript has a single exon.